AUUCUGCGCACGUUUCACUGAGCUAUAAAGAAGAAGCCGGCUGGUUCAGUGCGGUUACGGAGUGGGUUUUUAAUCCUGUAUUACCAUCUUGGAACUGAAUUGUAUGAUGAUAAUUUAGAAUGGCACAGAAAGACACGCUGGUGCAUCUCUUCGCCGGGGGAUGUGGUGGUACAGUUGGUGCCAUCAUGACCUGUCCCUUGGAGGUGUUAAAAACAAGGCUACAGUCAUCAGGUCUCACCCUCAGACCGGUGUUUCAAGUGCAGCUGGGCACAGUUAAUGGAGCUAGUGUUAUUAGACCAGGAACGGUUACACCAAGCCUAUUGCAGAUACUACGGUCAAUUCUGGAAAAAGAGGGACCAAGUUCGCUCUUUCGAGGGUUGGGUCCAAAUCUGGUUGGCGUUGCACCUUCAAGGGCCAUAUAUUUUGCAGCAUACUCCAAGGCAAAAGCAACUUUAAAUGGCAUUUUUGUGCCCAACAGUGGAGCAGUACACAUGUCUUCAGCAGGGUUUGCAGCUUUUGUCACAAACUCCUUGAUGAACCCCAUAUGGCUGGUCAAAACAAGAAUGCAGCUUGAAAAGAAGGCUCGAGGAGAAAAGAAAAUGAAUGCGUUACAAUGUGCCCGGUACGUGUACAGGACAGAAGGGGUACGAGGCUUUUACCGGGGCCUCACUGCAUCAUACGCUGGAAUCUCGGAGACCAUGAUCUGCUUCGUCAUCUAUGAGACUCUGAAGAAGCACAUAGCUGAAAGCAGACUCACCUCAGCCAACAGUGAUGGUGAAAAAGGAGCCUCUGACUUCCUGAGCCUAAUGGUAGCAGCAGCCUUUGCCAAAGGCUGUGCCUCCUGCAUAGCAUAUCCACAUGAGGUCAUUCGGACCAGGCUGAGAGAAGUGGGCAGCAAAUACAAGUACUUCUUUCAGACGGCACGGCUCAUAGCAGUGGAGGAGGGUUACGCUGCUUUUUAUAGAGGACUAAUUCCACAGCUCAUUAGGCAAAUUCCUAACACAGCAAUCGUGCUCUCCACGUACGAGCUCAUCGUCUAUCUGCUGGGUCAGCCCUCCAAAUAAACCCACUAUAAUGUGCACAAUGGACUUGCAGAACUGCGGUUACAGUUUAAAAAACCCAAUGCAGACUGUGCUUGAGGAAUAGGACACUGGUACGCAGUAGUUUCCAAAGACUUUAAUAAGGCUUAUUUUUUUAUUUAGGUGAAUGUCCACCAUCAGAUGUAAGAAUUCAAUUUAAGUUUAUACUGCCUCCUAACUGUCACUGUUUCAUAUUAAAUAUGUAAAGAUGUGGUACAAAACUGAGGUUAAAUCGAGGUGGUAAUAAUGCAUUGCUGUACAGAAAGAGGUCAUCAAGUUCAUAGUGCUGUUAAGUUAACUAAAUUAUUAUUUUUAUUGUAGUUUUGUUUUUACUUUGUCAGGCAUAUGUCCACUCUGCAAUACUGUAGCCACCUGAAGAUGAAGAAGCUGUCUUUCCAGUGAAUUCUGUCAUAAAGAUGAAGGAUUGCUCACUGGUGCCUAAUGUGUACUCACUCACUGUUCUACCACAGGAUUUUCUGUUUGUUAUGCAGUGAUUGAGGAUCUGAUCAGGUCUAUGUGCUCGGUUACUACUCAUGUCUGUUUAUUGUAUGUUCUGUUCUGGUAUGUUUGUCAUGUUUUACAGAAAAUGAAAGUUGAAUACAUUCGCAAGCAAUGGAUCAAUCGAAUAAAUAGUGAAAUAA
Molecule: messenger RNA, 1720 nt
Organism: Trichomycterus rosablanca
Lineage: Eukaryota; Metazoa; Chordata; Actinopteri; Siluriformes; Trichomycteridae
Gene: slc25a33
Product: solute carrier family 25 member 33
Exons: 7
Coding region: 120-1064 (314 amino acids)
Biological process (GO): pyrimidine nucleotide import into mitochondrion
Cellular component (GO): mitochondrion
Molecular function (GO): pyrimidine nucleotide transmembrane transporter activity
Source: RefSeq, a predicted model, not a curated record